Molecule: messenger RNA, 960 nt
Organism: Dichomitus squalens LYAD-421 SS1
Lineage: Eukaryota; Fungi; Basidiomycota; Agaricomycetes; Polyporales; Polyporaceae
Product: 2 beta-glucanase
Exons: 6
Coding region: 1-960 (319 amino acids)
Biological process (GO): glucan catabolic process
Molecular function (GO): hydrolase activity, hydrolyzing O-glycosyl compounds
Source: RefSeq, a predicted model, not a curated record
AUGCGUUCUACAGCUGCGCUGCUCGCCGUGUCCUCGCUCGUUACCUCCGCACUCGGUGCCACUUACCCCCUGAAGGACUCUUUCGUCGGUGAGGGUUUCUUGUCUGGCUUCGUCCAUGAGGCGAUCGCCGACCCUACCCACGGUCGGGUGAACUAUGUCGACCAGGCCACCGCACAGAGUCAGAACCUGACUUUCGCGUCUGCGGACACCUUCAUCAUGCGCGCUGAUGACUUCACUACUCUUGACCCCAACGGGCCUGGACGCAACUCCGUCCGCAUCAAGAGUAACAACGCGUAUGGCCCGAACCACGUCUCCGUCUUCGACAUCCGCCACAUGCCCCAGGGUUGCUCUACAUGGCCGGCGGCUUGGGAGGUCGACGAAGCCAACUGGCCUGGCGAAGGUGAGGUCGACAUCCUGGAGGGCACGAACGACAUCGAGCCCAACCAGUCGACCCUGCACACCAGCGCAAACUGCGCCCAGCCCGACGGCCGCGCUCAGAACGGUAACCCCGUCAGCGAGAAUUGCGAUGUCGCAGCCAACGGCAACUCUGGUUGCGGUGUCCAGUCCACCGUUCCUAACAGCUACGGCAAGUCCUUCAACGCGGCGGGCGGUGGCUUCUACGCCAUGGAACGCACCGAUACCUUCAUCAAGGUGUGGUUCUGGUCGAGGAACGACCCCGCUGUCCCUGCAGACGUCAAGACCGCUGGUCCCACUGUGAACACCGACGCAUUCGGCACGCCCACUGCGCUCUUCGUCAAUGACCAGUGCGAUAUCCCCAGCCACUUCGGAACGCACAACAUCAUCAUCAACUUGACGUUCUGCGGUGACUGGGCUGGUCUUUCCCAGUUCUUCAACACCCUCGGUGGUUGCGCCGGUGACUGCAACACCUUUGUCAAUGAGAACCCCAGCGCGUUCUCCGAAGCGUUCUGGGAUAUCGCUGGUGUCCACGUCUACGAGUAA